AUGGAGGACGUGCCUGCCUCGCUCAGCUGCUCUGACUGUCAGCGCCACUUUCCUAGUCUUCCAGAACUGGUACGACACCGAGAGCUUCUCCAUCCAUUUCCCACCCAGGACACUGAGGACAUUGACUGCAUCCCCCGGCCUUACCGCUGUCAUCAGUGUGGGCGGGGCUACCGUCACCCAGGGAGCCUGAUCAACCACCGCCGGACCCACGAGACUGGCCUUUACCCUUGUACCACCUGUGGCAAAGACUUCACCAAUCCCAUGGCCUUCAAAAGCCACAUAAGGACUCAUACCCCUGAGGGCCGCCGCAAGAGGAGGCCUCCCCGCCCCAGGGAAGCCCCCCCAUUCUUCCAGGCUGAGAUGGUGUCCCCUGACUCAUGGGACCAGAAACUGGACCCUGAGGAAGGCUGGCAAAACCAGACAAAGCAUCCUGAAGAGACACCUGGCUGUGAGUCUGGGCCUGACCCCAGAGCAGCUCCAGGUACUUGGGAAGAUCCAUCCCCUAGACAAAGGGAAGGCUGGGAAAACCAGCCAGAUCCUGAGGAAGGUGCAAAGCACUGGGGAGCCACCACCAACUCUGCCAGAGCCCCACCUCUCCCCACCCCAGCCAGCAGCCUCCUUAGCAAUUUGGAACAGUAUUUGGCUGAAUCAGUUGUGAACUUCACAGGGGGCCAGGAGCCCACUCAGUCUCCUCCUGUGAAGGAGGAACGGCGGUACAAGUGCAGUCAGUGUGGCAAGACCUACAAGCACGCUGGAAGCCUCACUAACCACCGCCAGAGCCACACCCUGGGCAUCUACCCCUGUGCCAUCUGCUUCAAGGAGUUCUCUAACUUAAUGGCUUUGAAGAAUCACUCACGGCUCCAUGCCCAGUAUCGGCCUUACCGGUGUCCCCACUGCCCCCGUGCCUUCCGACUCCCCCGGGAGCUGCUGGAACACCAGCAAUCUCAUGAGGGUGAAAGCCAGGAGAGUUUGUGGGAAGGGAAGGGGAUGCCAACCACUAAUGGGCACAUAGGUGAGAGCAGUGGAAACCAGAUCCCUACUACACAGAUGCUGAACAGUUCUGGGGAACUGAGCACCUCUGGGGAGCUUGAGGACAGCGUUCUGGAAGAAUACCGGCCAUUCCGCUGUGAGGAAUGUGGGCGCACUUACCGCCACGCUGGAAGCCUCAUCAACCAUCGUAAGAGCCACCAGACAGGUGUCUACCCCUGCCCGGUCUGUUCCAAGCAUCUGUUCAACGCGGCUGCGCUCAAAAACCACGUGCGAGCUCAUCACAGACCCCGGCAGGGUCCUGGAGAGGGUGGUCAGUCACUGUCUGAUGGCACCUCCAAAGAUGAAGAAGGUGUGGACCAUCGCCCCUAUAAAUGCAAUGAGUGUGGGCGUGCCUACCGUCACCGGGGGAGCCUGGUGAACCACCGCCACACUCACAAGACAGGAGACUACCCGUGCUCACUUUGUCCCCGCAAGUACUCCAACCUCAUGGCCCUGCGCAACCAUGUGCGUGUACACUGUAAAGCUGCUCGUCGCAAUGCAGGCCCAGGGGCUGAGGGCCCCCCCAGCCACCUCAAGGUAGGAGCAGAGGCUGCCCCACCGGUAGUUCAGGGUAGUUGCAAACGUGAAGAGGAAGCCACUGAGAUCCCCCCAGCAGCAGAUGAGACCACACCACAGAUCUGUAGUGUCUGUGGAAUGCUCUUUGAAAACCCUGAGAGCCUUGAACGUCAUGGCCAGAUCCAUAGGGCAGGGAGAGGCGGAAACAACCAGGUGGAGAUCAAGAUCUUACCUCCUCGGGCAUUUGCCUGCCAAGACUGUGGCAAAAGCUAUCGCCACUCAGGCAGUCUUAUCAAUCACAGGCAGACCCACCAGACGGGGGACUUCAGUUGUGGGGCCUGUGCCAAGCACUUCCACACCAUGGCUGCAAUGAAGAACCAUCUGCGGCUCCACAGUCGGCGGCGAAGCAGGCGGCACCGGAGGCGGACUGGAAGUGCUGGUGUGGGUGGAGGUGCCAAACUCCUAUCCGCGGAGGACUGGGCCCAGGAGUCGGUGGAAGACAGCGAGAGCCCAGACUUUCCCCAAGACCUUUCAGGAGGAAGUCUUAGUGAGGCAGAAGACAACUUGGAAAGUGACGGGGACACGUGUGGGUUAGAGAGGGAUGAGGUUUGUUUCCAGGGCCAUAAAGAGAGCCGAGACGGCAAGAAAGGACUGGAAAGAAAGGAGAACUGUUUUCUUGACAACAUGGACGACUCAGGAGAUGAGGAAGACAGUGGGUCCCCCUUCUGCAGUGGCCUCAUUAGGGUGGUUGAAGAGCAGAAACCAGCCACCAACUUGGCCAAGUCCUCUACCCACUCUGCCGGAGUAGUCACUGGCUGGCAGGCUGAGGCCUCCCACACUUGUUCCGACUGUGGGCAUUCUUUUCCUCAUGCCACUGGUCUGCUGAGCCACCGGCCCUGCCAUCCACCAGGCAUCUAUCAGUGCUCCCUCUGCCCCAAGGAGUUCGACUCGCUGCCCGCCCUACGCAACCACUUUCGGAACCACGGACCAGGGGAGGUGAGCGCAGCACAGCCUUUCCUUUGCUGUCUCUGUGGCAUGAUCUUCCCCGGGCGGGCUGGCUACCGACUUCAUCGGCGUCAGGCUCACAGCACCUCUGGCAUGACUGAGGGAUCCGAGGAGGAAGAAGGAGAGGAGGAAGGAGCAGCAGAGGCAGCUUCCACCCAGAGCCCUCCACUGCAGCUAUCUGAAGCUGAGCUGCUGAAUCAGUUGCAGCGAGAGGUGGAGGCACUGGAUGGAGCAGGUUAUGGGCACAUCUGUGGCUGCUGUGGUCAGACCUAUGACGACCUGGGGAGCCUGGAGCGCCACCACCGAAGUCUGGCUGGUGGCUUGGGAAACGCCAUGGACAAGGCACCCAGCCACUUGGGAGAGUCAGGUAAUGGCACAGAGAUGGUUACAGAUGGUGUCUAUGAGGGCACAGUGACCUCAGUUUCUGGGGAGGGUGCAGACAUGAAGUCUGGUGAGGGAAUAGGUGCUGCAGUAGCAGACAGCAUUUGCAUGCAGGGUGGUGAAAGUUUCCUGGAGGUCCAGCCCCGCCCCUUCCGCUGCAACCAGUGCGGCAAGACCUAUCGUCAUGGGGGCAGCCUGGUGAACCACCGCAAAAUCCACCAGACUGGAGACUUUACCUGUCCUGUCUGCUCCCGUUGCUACCCCAACCUGGCUGCCUACCGUAAUCAUCUACGAAACCAUCCCCGCUGCAAAGGUGCUGAGCCCCAGGUUGGGCCCAUCCCAGAGAUGGAAGGCAGCUGUGAGCCUCUAAACAUGGCAGAAGAGGGCCUGGGGCAGACCAAAGUGGAGAGGCCUCAGGAAGAACUCAAAGUGGAGCCCCCAGAGGAAGUGGCAAGGGUGAAAGAAGAGGCAUGGGAGGAGACCACUGUGAAGGGGGAGGAGAUGGAGCCGAGGCUGGAGACUGCAGAGAAGGGCUGCCAGACUGAAGGCAGCUCUGAGCGGCCCUUCAGCUGCGAGGUGUGCGGCAGGUCUUACAAGCACGCAGGCAGCCUCAUCAAUCACCGGCAGAGCCAUCAGACAGGCCACUUUGGCUGUCAAGCUUGCUCCAAGGGCUUCUCCAACCUCAUGUCCCUCAAGAACCAUCGUCGCAUCCACGCGGAUCCCCGGCGUUUCCGCUGCGGUGAGUGCGGGAAGCCCUUCCGCCUGCGGAAACAGCUGGCCACCCACCAGCCAGUCCAUGUUGAGCGGCAUGGGGGUGGGGGCUCCAGAAAGCUGACUCAGGAAGAUCUGCCCUUCCGGUGUGGGCAGACCUACCACCAUGCCGGGAGCCUCCUGAAUCACCUGUGCAGCCAUAGGACAGGCCAGUACAGCUACCCCACCUGCCCUAAGAUCUGUUCUAAGCGCAUGGCCCUGAAGGACCCCUAGAGGCUUCACCACCUGCGGGAGCAUGAGGAGGAUACCAAGAGGGGGCUGGCCAGUGGCCAUGGAGGCCCAUAUGGCCAAGGGGGCACCAUGAGGCCAGGUGAGCAUAGUCAUGGCCCCAUUGGGGCGGCAGCUUCAGAAGCCCCAGAACCACAGUCUCGGGGGAAUUUGGACAAGGCAGAGUCAGGGGACAAUGUCCCCAGGAACCCCUGCCACCUUGGCAACAGCCAGCUUUGUGGACUUCAUGUGAGUCCCGGGGAUAGCUAGGACAAUAGAGAUGACAGCUCUCAGCUUCAGCCAGAGAGUCACCCCUUUUCUUGCUGCCAGUCUGGCAAGACAGACUGCUACUGCUGUCUGCUCUGCUCCAAGGAAUUCUUGAAACCUGUGGUCACCAAGAGCCACACACACAUAGCUGCUCAGCCCUCUAUUGGCUCUGAUUGUGGCCAGGCCUUCCAUUCCCACCCUGAGCUAACUAGCCAUUUGCCAAGUCAGGUGCCACACCAGACAGAGGAGACCAGGGACCCCAAAGCUGGGACUGCAGAGGACCAGUUAGGUCUCCCUGUUCCAAGCAAGAGAGUCCAGGAGACCCCACCAGAAUACUCCAGGGCUCCAGAAAAGGAUGCUGGGAGAGUUAGUAGAGAGCAAGGAAUAAAGUCCACAGUGGCUGAAGAUGAGGAGCGGCCCUUCCGCUGUGCCCAGUGUGGGCGUCCUACUGCCAUGCAGGGUAGCCUGCUGAACCACCAGAAGGCCCACACCACUGGACUCUAUCCCUGCUCCCUCUGCCCCAAGCUUCUACCUAAGCCCUCCCUCAAGAACCAUGGCAGGACCCACACGGACCCCAAGCGCCACCACUGCAACAUCUGUGGCAAGGCUUUCCGGACAGCUGCCCGGCUGAAGGGCCAUGGGCAGGUCCAGGCAUCCUGGGAGGGGCCCUUCACCUGCCCCCAUUGUCCCUGCCACUUCUGCAGUCAAAUCAGCUUUUUGCAGCACCAGCAGCGCCAGGAGGGAUGGACAAUGGACAGCUCUGGGUCUUCAGCAGCACCAGCGGCGGGCAGAGGGGACUCAUCACUGCCCGGUCCACCUACCCCAACUCCUCUCCUGGACCCUUCACCCCAGUGGCCUGCAGACCUCAGCUUCUCCCUCUGA
This is a messenger RNA of Chrysochloris asiatica (Cape golden mole), 5058 nucleotides long. RefSeq names its product zinc finger protein 646 (gene ZNF646). Gene Ontology annotation, molecular function: RNA polymerase II transcription regulatory region sequence-specific DNA binding; DNA-binding transcription factor activity, RNA polymerase II-specific. Gene Ontology annotation, cellular component: nucleus. NCBI's taxonomy places the organism in Eukaryota, Metazoa, Chordata, Mammalia, Afrosoricida, Chrysochloridae. The record is from RefSeq and is a predicted model, not a curated record. Gene Ontology annotation, biological process: regulation of transcription by RNA polymerase II.